Colletotrichum chrysophilum is the source of this 210-nucleotide messenger RNA. RefSeq lists its product as uncharacterized. Bases 1 to 210 code for a protein of 69 amino acids. The transcript has 2 exons. The record is from RefSeq and is a predicted model, not a curated record. NCBI's taxonomy places the organism in Eukaryota, Fungi, Ascomycota, Sordariomycetes, Glomerellales, Glomerellaceae.
AUGUCUUUCACUGAGACUGAGGCCGAGCCGUUUACUCGCAACGGUCUCAUCAGCAUCUCACGUUACAACAUGAAGCCAUGUCUCACUCUCAAUAAAGCUCGUGCCAAGCUCAUUACCACAUCAAAACUCCGAUACGUCGAUGUUUUCAGUGCCAUUCUCGAUGGAGUCGUUAAUUCAGGCAAAACCCAGCUCUCGGUCGUCCAGUCGUAG